Molecule: messenger RNA, 819 nt
Organism: Cladophialophora psammophila CBS 110553
Lineage: Eukaryota; Fungi; Ascomycota; Eurotiomycetes; Chaetothyriales; Herpotrichiellaceae
Exons: 1
Coding region: 1-819 (272 amino acids)
Source: RefSeq, a predicted model, not a curated record
AUGGCGACUCUACGUCGAGAAUGUACUCCUGGCUCAAGCAGGCCAAACACCCCAGCCGUCCCAGCUACGGACAUCCCAAUCUCCCCCUUGGAGGACUGGACUCCGUCCAAGGCUGUCGCCUUCUACCCUUCUCCCGAACGGCCGCAACUAACUUUCUUUAUCUCGGUGCUUCAUUGCCUGAUGGUCAAUGUUCACGACGGCAGAUUGCAGGGAAAUCUGGAGACCCACCACUCUGGCAUGCGCAAGGAUCGCAGCCAUAUCUGGCCGUUUGCAAGUAUUCUCUCCGCCGUCAAGGACUCGGGCUUUGAUUUGUCAAAACUGCCCGCCUUGCGCGAUCUAGUCAACAGUCUCUUCCAAAUGGAUCUGCAUCGCCUGCACCACCCCGCCACCCUCUUGAAAAUCCAGACUGGAAGACUGGGCAAAGAGAUUCAAAUGAGCCGGUUCUUUUUGGUACUAUUUCACCGAAGCGACAGCACAGAGCUGUCCCAGAUCUGGCGCCAGGUUUCGGUAAGGCGAAAGGGCCAAUGCCCCUCCGACGGAGAUCCUACCACCAUUGUGCCGGGAGAAAUCAUCAAUGUCCGGAUGAGUUUGGAUGACGGUGGUGUUCCCGCACUCGAGAUCUUCCAUCUCUACCGGCUCAACAAGGAGACGGAAGAUUCAACCGAGUUCUACCACGACUUCCAAGAAUUCAACAAGCACAUCUGGUUCCAAGAGGCAGAAGCUAGUCACCCCUGCGGAGAGAUGGUGGAUUACGCCCUCGACCACAACUGGCAGGCGAAAUGGUUGGACAAGUGGCUAGACAGGUGGCCAAACCCAUAA